AUGAGGAAGGUGUGCCCCAACCUAGACCGGGAGGACGGCCUCGACACCGUGCUGGAGGUGCCGGUCCCCGAGCUCCACCAGGAGGUGCCGGCCCGCCGGCGCCGCACGGUCAACCUGAAGGCGUGGAUGCGGACGCACAUGCACAUCGAUCACCAGCAUAUGCAUCGCCGUGACGGCGUGCAGGUCAUGCUCGGCGUGAUGGGCGCGCCGCUGGUGCCUCAGCCCGUGCAGCCCAGGAGGCCCAUGGGCGGACGUGACAGUAAGGAGGAGCCCCUCGAGCUAUCCAAGGCGAGGUAUAUAGUGGAGCAGUACGUGGCGGCUGCCGGCGGCGAGGCGGCGCUGAGCGCGGCGACUAGCAUGUUCGCCAUGGGGAAGGUGCGGAUGAGCAGCACUACAUCCAAGAGCAGCAAGGCAACAAAGAAGGGAAUGGGAGAGGUGCACGGAGGAUUUGUGGUGUGGCAGAAGAAGCCGGAGCUCUGGUGCGUGGAGAUGGUCGUGGCCGGUGGCACCAAGAUGAGCGCCGGCAGCGACGGCAAGGUUGCCUGGCGCCAGACGCCGUGGCAGCAGCAGGCCCACGCCUCCCGGGGGCCGCCGCGACCGAUCCGCAGAUGCGUUCAGGGUUUGGACCCAAAAUCCACGGCGGACCUCUUCUCCAGCGCCGCGUCUGUCGGCGAGGAAGCAGUCGACGGCGAGGACUGCUUCGUGCUCCGCGUCGACGCGGAACCCUCCGCUCUGCACGCCCGCAGCGGCGCCGACGUGGAGGUGAUCCGGCACGCGCUAUGGGGAUACUUCAGCCAGAGGACGGGGCUGCUCGUCCGUCUCGAGGAUAGCCACCUCUACCGCCCCGUCGACGGCAUCAACAUCGCGCACGCCGGCCGCACCGUCGUCUCGGUGUCCCCCUUCACGAGGGCCGCCGGAGCAGUAGACGACGCCGACGCGCGCAGGAAGAGACCGUGCACGUGCAUGGAGGAGACGUGGAGCAUCGAGGAGGUGGAGUUCAACAUUGCGGGGCUGUCCACCGAGUGCUUCUUGCCUCCCAGGGACCUUGUGCUCAGCGACUCCAAAGACCAGCCGCGGCACAACAAGGAGCAAGGCGAUAAGGCGGCAAAGGGUGCUCGGGACGGCGACGGUGGCUGCGGGAUCCGCGUUGCUGUGCCAAAGAAGGCACUUGUUCCGGUUGUGACUGGACUAGGUUGGUUUGGUCCGGCCAAGGUUGCCGCGGUUGACAGCUUAGACGCUGCCGACGAGUCCAAAGACACCACGCAGAGGGCGGCGCGGCGGGGCUUGCUGCUAGCGAUGCAGGGCGAGGCAGAUGAGGCGUCGGGCUGCGACUGGCAGGGUGCAGGCGAGGACGGAGUGGAAGCGAGGAAGGCCGGGAUGGGCGCCGGCGUCGAGGAGCUUCGGGCGACGCAGAAGCUUGAAGUAGAAACCAUGGCGCUCCCUGUCCAUGGAGAAAAAUAG
Triticum turgidum subsp. durum (durum wheat) is the source of this 1461-nucleotide messenger RNA. The record is from the annotation of a GenBank genome assembly. Lineage: Eukaryota; Viridiplantae; Streptophyta; Magnoliopsida; Poales; Poaceae.